CCCGGGGAAGGGCCACCCCGCGCCCGGCCCGCAGCCCCCUGCCGCCGCCGCCGCAGCCAUGUCGGCCGGCUGGUUCCGGCGCCGCUUCCUGCCGGGGCCCCCGGGGCCCGCGCCGCGCCCGCCCAAGCCCCGCGCCAGCCCGGUGCCCUACCGGCGGCCUCGCUUCCUGCGCGGCUCGGCCUCCAGCCCCGGCCCCGCCGACACCGCGCGCCGCCCGGAUGCCCGGCCCGUGCGCAGCCCGGCGCGGGGCCGCGCGCUGCCCUGGAACGCGGGCUACGCCGAAAUCAUCAACGCAGAGAAAUCUGAGUUCAAUGAGGACCAGGCAGCCUGUGGCAAGCUGUGUAUCCGGAAAUGUGGAUUUGGGGCCGAGGAUGACCAGGAGUGGCUGACCCUGAACUCGGAGGAGUUCCUAACAGGCCACUACUGGGCCCUGUUUGAUGGGCACGGCGGCCCGGCCGCAGCCAUCCUGGCUGCCAACACCUUGCACUCCUGCCUGCGCCGGCAGCUGGAGGCAGUGGCAGAUGGCAUGGCAGCCACUCCACCCCUCAUGCACCUCAGUGGCUGCUGUGUCUGCCCCAGUGACCCCCAGUUUGUAGAGGAAAAGGGCAUAAGAGCAGAAGACUUGGUGAUCGGGGCUCUGGAGAGUGCCUUCCAGGAAUGUGAUGAAGUGAUUGGGCGGGAGCUGGAGGCCUCGGGUCAGGUGGGCGGCUGCACAGCCCUAGUGGCUGUGUCUCUGCAGGGAAAGCUCUACAUGGCCAACGCCGGGGACAGCAGGGCCAUCCUAGUGCGGAGAGAUGAGGUACUGCCCCUGAGCACAGAGUUCACCCCCGAGACUGAGCGGCAGCGAAUCCAGCAGCUGGCCUUUGUGUACCCAGAGCUUCUGGCUGAUGAGUUCACCAGACUGGAGUUCCCUAGGAGACUGAAGGGGGAUGACUUGGGGCAGAAGGUUUUGUUCCGGGAUCAUCACAUGAGUGGCUGCAGGAGUUACAAGUGUGUGGAGAAGUCAGAUCUCAAGUACCCACUGAUCCACGGGCAGGGCAGGCAGGCUCGGUUAAUGGGAACACUGGCUGUUUCUCGAGGCCUAGGAGACCAUCAGCUCAGAGUCCUGGACACAAGCAUCCGACUCAAACCAUUCCUGCUGUCUGUCCCACAGGUCAUCGUGUUGGAUAUGGACCAGCUGCAGCUGCAGGAUGAUGAUGUGGUUGUCAUGGCAACCGACGGGCUCUGGGAUGUCCUGUCCAAUGAGCAGGUGGGAAAGCUGGUCCGGGGCUUCCUCCCCGGCAACCGCGAGGACCCUCACAGGUUCUCAGAGCUGGCCCAGAUGCUGAUACACCGCACACAGGGGAUGGACGACGCUCCCGCUGGGCACGGACAGGUGUCCUAUGACGACGUCUCUGUGUUCGUGAUUCCCUUGCACCGCCAGGGCCGAGGGAGUGCUGGCCACUGAGGAUUAAGACGCUGAAUCCCAGAACCAUUCCAGGGCCAGGAACAAUCUGGGCAACCCUCUGCCUGGUGAACAGCUGGCCCUCCUUGCCCUGUUUCCAGACACAGCACAGGCUUCCACCCUCUAUCCAUGUUGAGGGGGAAUUUACCCUGGGCAGCCGGAGCUGCCAGUGUGCAGAUCCCACCCAGCUCACCAGCAGGCAGGGACAAAGCACUGCUGUCAGUGAUAACGUCCCUCUGGCAGAUGCACUUCACAGCUUAAGAAACCCAGUUCAGGUUUCUUGAUCUGGCCAAGGAUGCCGUGAGGGAUGGUGGUGUUUGGACCAUCUCCAGCUCAGGUACACAACAACACCUAAAGCCCAUGCAGAGUGCCUUAUGGGAAGCCAUGGGGCCUCACCUAUGCUGAACAGUUCUCUCGAAGCAGCUUCUGGGAGAGACAGGCUCACAUCUGCCCUGGCAUCCGGAGGUGGGCACAGACUAUGGGGUUAAGGUCGAGCAAACAAAAAGGGGCAAGGAGCCCUUGUUGGAGUGGAGAAUGCAGAUCGCUCCUCCCUCGCCCAGCUCUCCCCAGGGGUGAUGUCCCCACAAUGCCUUUGCCGCUCCCCAAUACCUCUAUAUUAUUAAGUCUGUGUGUGGGAAAGAAAAAACACUGAAUUGUGAAUUGCUGUACGGCUUGGCAUUGCAGUACACUCUUUGUUCUUGA
Molecule: messenger RNA, 2146 nt
Organism: Erinaceus europaeus (western European hedgehog)
Lineage: Eukaryota; Metazoa; Chordata; Mammalia; Eulipotyphla; Erinaceidae
Gene: PPM1M
Product: protein phosphatase, Mg2+/Mn2+ dependent 1M
Exons: 10
Coding region: 59-1447 (462 amino acids)
Biological process (GO): protein dephosphorylation
Molecular function (GO): protein serine/threonine phosphatase activity
Source: RefSeq, a predicted model, not a curated record